UAUAAGCUGAAUGCAUAAGCUACAUUAAGCAUCAGAGCAUUGAGGUGAGAACAGGCGACACAUCGAAAGAGAACUGCCAUAUCUUUAAGAAACAGAGCCUCACUCAAAACGUUGCUCACCUCUGAUACCUCAGAUGUAAUUAGUGACACAUUUUGGAACUUAUUCAUUACAGCACAUAAAACACCGUCUUAUUUUCCUAGAGCCAAUAAAAAAAAAAUUACAGUAAUCACAAGAAAACUUUCGGAAAUAAAUACCAACGAUGGCAUCAAGGAAAACUAAUCUUCAGCGAUCGGCUGCUGCAGCGGAAACAAAUGGAAUGAAAACUAUUGAUUCGGGCUUGGAUAUCGGCAGAUUUAACAUCCACUCGGCUCCUAUCCCAGGUAACUAUAGCUUAACAACAACUAGCAGACAUGUUGAUUCAAUUACCAGAUAUAAAAGCGCUGUGAAAAUGCUGCUUCCCAUACGUUUGACGGGAAAAGUCGAGGGACUCAUACCAACACAUAAAGUAGGAUUGUUUUCAUUUGCCUAUAUCACAUGGUUUACAAAGAAGCUUUUCGACUUCUUUCGCAAGCAAAGGAAAGGAGAAAUGGCCAGUAUAUUGAUUUGCGGUAAAGAAGAUAGCUGUGAGAAAACAAUUCCAAGGCUGAAACAAAUCUGGCUUGAAGAACUUUCGAAAAAGGGACCAGAAAAUGCUUCGUUUAACAAAGCAGUCAUACGUUUUGCCCGAACCCGAAUCAUUAUGGCAAUAAUAUUCAUUUGCUUCAACGCAAUUAUAUCGUUCCUCGCAGCCAGCUUCCUUAUAAGACUCUUCGUUCAAUAUCUAGAGUCACCUGACCAAACUGUAACCACAGGACUCAUUCUAGCGACAGCAUUAACAGUAUGCCACUUUAUUCGAAAUUUUACUUAUUCAUUCAUAUGGUGCACCAACUUUGUUACUGGACAUCGUGUUCGAAAUAGCUGCCUCGGUUUGAUGUACGAUAAAGUGCUGAGGCUGCAAAAUAUAGGUAGUAAACAGAUGGGUGAGUUAGUAAAUAUUUUCGUGGCUGAUGGAUAUCGUCUGUACAUGGCUUGUCUGACUUCACCUUAUUUCUUGGCUGCUCCGUUUUUCAUGGUUAUUGCACUUGGCUAUUGCUUCUACCUAAUACGAUUGUGGGGCUUACUUUCAGCCGCCAUUUUCCUAUUCAGCUAUCAGAUACAGAGGUUUCUGUCAGCGUAUAUUGCAACUCUCUUGAAGAGGUCCACGGCGCUAACCGACAAAAGGGUUCGGAAAAUGAACGAAAUCAUCAACAGCAUCAAAUUAAUCAAGAUGUACAGUUGGGAAUCAGCUUUCUCUUCUGUCAUAACAGUACUACGGAGAGCAGAAAAGAAAACAUUAAAGCGAAUCAGUGUCUUACAAGGAAUUGCUAACGGUAUCGUCCCCAUCAUACCGACCCUCACUUCGGUGACUACUAUCGCCGCCUUUCGGGCAAGCGGCAAUGAAAUUGAUGCGUCUACAGCGUUUGCAUUCAUUGGUGCACUCAAUUUUAUGCGGAUUGUGCUCGUGAUACUUCCCUGGGCUACACGAACAAUAUCAGAAGCAAAAGUUCGUUUAAAAAGAAUGGAGCAAAUUUUGCUUAUGGAUGAAUUCUCGCCGGAUUACUGUGCAACUUCUUCGCCAAUGAACGCCAUUGAAAUAAAAAAUGCCUCUUUUGACUGGGGACAAGUAGAAGAUCCAAGAAAAGAAGAGGAGAAAAAGAAGGAGAAAAAGAAGAAGACGAAAGCAGCAGUUGAACCUCAGAGCUAUACUCGAACAGCUUCAUUUCACAUUGGGACUUCCUCCUCACUUGGAAACGGUGUCUCAGCUCUUAAUUAUACUCUUAAUGAUAUAUCAUUGAACGUAGAAAAGGGGAAAAUAAUUGGAAUCUGCGGACCUGUUGGCAGUGGUAAAAGUUCCCUUCUGUCGGCCAUUCUUGGUAGGAUUGAGAAAAAGAAGGGAACUAUUGCUGUAGACGGUAGUAUAGCGUAUACUCCUCAGCAAGCUUGGAUCUUCAACGGGACUCUCAAAGAAAAUAUUUUAUUUGGUCAAGAAAUGGAUGAGAGAAGAUAUGCUGCCGUCAUUCAAGCCUGCUCCCUUGAAACAGACUUGAAACUCUUUGAGGAACGAGAUGAAACAGAAAUCGGUGAUCGCGGUGCCAACUUGAGCGGAGGUCAGAAACAGCGACUGAGUCUGGCGCGCGCUGUGUACAGCGGGCGAGAUAUUUACCUUCUCGAUGACCCACUUUCAGCAGUUGACGUCAAGGUGGCGAAACAUCUGUUCUACUCUUGUCUCAAGAAAUACCUCUACCACAGCACAAUCAUUAUAUGUACUCAUCAGUUACAGUUUUUACAAGAUUGUGAUACUAUCCUAGUUUUAGAAAAUGGUCGUAUCGCUCAAAAUGGAACACACGAUGAAAUUAUGCAACAAGACGGCUACUACAAGAGAGCUAUAACGAGUUUUCAUUCUAAAAAUUUAUCAAGGGAUAGUUCUUCAGAAACUCUAAAUAAAGUUGAAACUCCAAGCAAAGAGCUUCCUUUACCCGAUCAGCAAUCAGUUUCGCGAGAAAGCGAUCAUGGUGAAAACCAAAAAGAAACACCACACGAUGGCGGCCUCACAAUAAAAGAACAAAUCAUUAUUGACAGUGUACCUCUCUCUGUCUACCAAAGUUAUAUCAAGGCUGGUGGAGGAUGUUUCUUAUUUUUCUUAGUCUUACUAAUCUAUGGCCUCACAUUUGGUUCCAUUGUCUUCAGUGACUGGUGGCUUAGCUACUGGAUUAACACUUCUUGGAAUGCUACUGGAAUGAAAGAGGGGAGUUUGGAGAAUAUUACUGAUCGUUCAAUAACAACUCAUUUUUAUCUCAAUUCAAACGAUUCAACAUUAUCUACACCAUACAUGGGCACAAGCAAUUUGAUGCCAAUAACUGAUGAAUCCUCGGUUUUUAAUGACAGUGCAACGACUGCGAUGUUCGAUACAGUAACAUCAAUAUACAAUGCAAUUACCAAUACAACAAAUUUGAUUGUCACAAAUACAACACAAAUGUACCAGAAUUCAAAUACAAUUGUCACAAAUACAACAGAUACGUAUAAGAAUUCAGAUACCAGUAUAACAGAUUUGAUCUUUAAGCGAAAUAUAUACCAGAACUUAGUCACCAAUACAACAGAUCCGAACAUCUUGGAUAUAGGAGACAUGUCCCAGAAUUCCACACUCAAUGCGACAUCUGAUUAUACCAACAGGGAUUGGUUUUAUCUCGUAGUUUAUUCCUCCGUAGCUGUCGUAAUACCCGUAUUGCUAAUUUUGAAAGGAAUAUCACUAGCAACACUUACAAUGUCUGCUUCUACUACUAUACAUGAUAAUAUAUUCACAAACGUCGUUAGAAGUCCAAUGAGCUUCUUUGACAGCAAUCCUCCAGGAAGAAUCAUGAAUAAAUUUUCGAAAGAACUAGAUGAAGCUGAUUACACAUUACCGCAGUUACUGGAUAUAUUACUUCAGGUGUUUAUGCAAUUCGUGAUUUUAGCUAUUAUGUCUCUCCAGACUAAUUUGAUGUUUAUCAUUGGAUUCGUCUUAGCCUUUAUCAUAAUGUAUUUGCUUCGCUAUAUAUCAAUUGCGGCCGUACGACAAUUGAAGCGACUGGAAAACCUCAAGCGCUCAGUUUUACUUGGUCACGUCAAUACAACCACCAACGGACUUGUGACAAUAAACACAUUCAACCAAAAUGAAUUUUUCUUCAAAAGAUUUUGUUACCACCACGAUGUCGUGUGCUCAGUGGAACUUCUGUUCGAUUUCGCCCUCCGUUGGGUGGGAGUUCGGCUAGAUCUUACUUUCAUAUGUAUUUUCGUAGCAGCGGUUUAUAUUUUUGCUCUCGGUAAAGGCACAAUUUCCCCUUCGUUUGCAGCUAUGACAUUGAACUUUUUAACGCAGAUUCUCAACAUGUCCCAAUUCCUUAUCCGGAUUAUCAAUGACACGGAAUCAAGGUUUACAAUUAUUGAACGCUUAAAUCAAUUUCGCUCUUUGACUCCCGAAAUUACAGAUGAGGCCAGAAAUAUACCAAAAAAAAACAAUUGGCCCAGAACAGGAGACAUUAGAUUUUCAGGAGUUUGGAUGAAAUACAGAGAGGAUAUGAAAUACAUCUUCAAAGAUGUCUCCUUUCACGUCCGUGACAAUGAAAAGAUUGGUAUCGUGGGUCGUACUGGCGCCGGCAAAUCAUCCCUGGGUAGUAUUCUGUUCAGGCUUGUAAAGGUAGACAAAGGAAAGGUUUUAAUUGAUGAUGAUGACAUUUCUGAGAUUAACCUCGAGGAAUUAAGAUCGAAAAUAUCAAUCAUACCACAAGACCCUGUUCUAUUUUCUGGCACAAUAAGAUACAAUCUUGACCCUUUCUCUGAGUACUCAGAUGAAGAACUGUGGCAAUCUCUGGAAAAAGUACAGAUAAAGUCCAAAAUCAUGAACAUGGAGCAUUGUCUUGACUCAAUGGUUGAAGAAAAUGGUGAAAAUAUUUCUGUUGGAGAAAGGCAACUAAUUUGCAUGGCACGAGCACUCUUGAAGAACAAUAAGAUUUUAUUGCUGGACGAAGCUACCGCCUCCAUAGAUACAGGAACCGAUGCUAUAAUACAAGCAACAAUUGCUAGAGUCUUUUCUGACUAUACUGUAUUGACAAUUGCACAUCGUCUGAACACAGUAUUAAACUGCGAUAAAAUAUUGGUUAUGGACCAAGGACAGAUCAUUGAAUUUGAUUCACCAGAGGUCCUCCUUAGUAAGCCGUCAUCAAUGUUUAGUCAAAUGAUGUCAACAAGUGGUGGGGGAGCACUGUAAUUAUCACAGAAAACAAACUAAUACAUAGGUGAGUCAGUGGCAAGUUGACAUAUGAAUGUGUGUGUGUAUGUAGAUACAAACCUAUUUACAGGGUGCUUGGGCUAAAUUUGACAGUUUACAUAAGAGAAAAAGAAAAUACAAUAUCCCAUCCAAAAAUAAAAUAAAUUUAAAAAAUCAAAAAAUAUCAACUAGAUUUAUGGCUAGGUGAUAACAAUUUAAAGUAGCCUCCCUCAGCUUCCACCAGAGCCUCAAGACAACUCCAGAACCUGAUGCAUGCAUUCUUAACAGUGUUCCAAGAAAGAUCUCUGAACACAUCCUUGAUCUUGGCCAUCAGCUCAGCCUCAGUGUUGUAGGCAGAGCAGUUGGUGUCUUUCUGAACCAUGCCCCACAUAUAAGUAAUCCAUGGGAUUAGAACAGGAGGAAUUAGGAGGCCAGAAAUUGGGACUGGUAAGACCAUAGAAAUUUUCAGACAAUCACUUAUGAAACUUCCCAGAGGUAUGGCAAGAAGCUGAAUCCUGCUGCUAUACAUAUGGCCUCCUGGCAGCAACCCUCUCCAGGUAGAGUUUGACCACAGUUUCCAGCAGCUUCACAAAGCCAUCUGAAUUGAGCCGAAGGCACUGUUCAAAGAUGUGGGGCAACAUAACAUCACACUCAUUGAAGAUAUAUACUCAACGACCAUCACAGAUUGUGAGAACUUGGUUUUCAUGAUUUUCAUGUCAUGUUUCACAGCUUUCACUGUGCUCACAGAGCAUGCACAGCAGUCAUGUCAGCAUUUUGAUACACAGCACAAAUCAUCAUGAUACAAUAUUCAAAUGGCUUCCAGUGCUCCAUGUCAGCUAACAUUUUCUCAACUACAACUUUCAUCUUUAUGCUCUCCAACACAGUUGACUAUUCACCAAUAUAGGAGGCUGUUCUUGAAAGAAGGCAUGAAAGUCAUCAAACCUAGCUUGAACACGUUAUACGCAUGCACACACACACAUACACACUAUAUAUAUGUGUGGGGGGUAUAUGUAUGUGUGUAUAUGUGUAUAUAUACACACACAAUAUAUAUAUAUACACUUGGAAAUAGAUGUGCAGCAUUC
This is a messenger RNA of Octopus sinensis (East Asian common octopus), 5904 nucleotides long. Its product is annotated as multidrug resistance-associated protein 9-like. Gene Ontology annotation, molecular function: ATP hydrolysis activity; ATP binding; ABC-type transporter activity. The record is from RefSeq and is a predicted model, not a curated record. Lineage: Eukaryota; Metazoa; Mollusca; Cephalopoda; Octopoda; Octopodidae. The transcript is spliced from 32 exons. Gene Ontology annotation, biological process: transmembrane transport. Gene Ontology annotation, cellular component: membrane. Bases 260 to 4822 code for a protein of 1520 amino acids.